Messenger RNA from Bipolaris sorokiniana ND90Pr, 1275 nucleotides. RefSeq lists its product as uncharacterized. The record is from RefSeq and is a predicted model, not a curated record. Gene Ontology annotation, molecular function: phosphate transmembrane transporter activity. Bases 199 to 1119 code for a protein of 306 amino acids. Gene Ontology annotation, biological process: mitochondrial phosphate ion transmembrane transport. Gene Ontology annotation, cellular component: mitochondrial inner membrane. NCBI's taxonomy places the organism in Eukaryota, Fungi, Ascomycota, Dothideomycetes, Pleosporales, Pleosporaceae. The transcript has 4 exons.
CGCGCGCUGGGGGCCUUGCAAUGGCCCAUUCCUUCUUUCUCCCACUUCUUCCGGCUUUAAUUCGUGCUUUCCCUGUGUUGUACAUGCUGUGACAUAAGACUUGUAAUCCCGCCAGCUGACCUAUUUCCCUUUUUCUUGUCUCGACUCGACUUUUGACUACGCCAUCCACAACAAACAACCACCAACCACCCACCCACGAUGGCUCUGCACAUCCAGCAGAAAACCCCGGAGGGCAUCGACCUCUACGCUCGCUUUGCGCUCGCCGGUGCGCUGGGGUGCUCAGUUACCCACGGCGCUUUUACACCAGUCGAUGUCGUCAAAACGAGGAUCCAACUCGACCCCGCGACCUACAACCGCGGCAUGAUCGGCGGGUUCCGCCAGGUCAUCCAGAACGAAGGCGUGCGUGCGCUUGCCACGGGGUUCGGUCCCACGUUUGCUGGAUACUUCAUGCAAGGCGCUUUCAAAUUCGGAGGCUACGAGUUCUUCAAGAAACAAUCGAUUAAUCUGCUUGGGCUUGAAAAGGCACGCCAACACCGCGCGGCGGUGUACUCUGUUUCUGCGGGUUGUGCUGAGUUCUUUGCUUCGAUAGCGCUGUGUCCGCUUGAGGCGACUCGGAUUCGUCUGGUGUCGACACCGGGUUUCGCUAAUGGUUUGAUCGGUGGGUUUGGCAAGAUUCUCAGGACAGAAGGUGUUGGCGCUUUGUACUCUGGGUUUGGUCCUAUUCUCUUCAAGCAGGUCCCGUACACAAUCACCAAAUUUGUCGCUUUCGAAAAGAUUUCCGAGGCCAUUUUCGCCCUCUUUGACAAGUCGACAAUGUCAAAUGGUGCCCAGACCACCGUCAAUCUGGGCUCUGGUCUUCUUUCUGGUUUCGCUGCUGCUAUCGUGUCACAGCCUGCUGAUACCAUGCUUUCCAAGAUUAACAAGACACGGGGUCUUCCUGGUGAGAGCACCGUCUCGCGUUUGAUCAAGAUUGCUGGAGAGCUGGGUAUCCGGGGCUCUUUCACGGGUCUUCCUACUCGUCUUUUCAUGGUGGGUGGACUUACUGCGGGUCAAUUUGCGUUGUAUGGAAGUAUCAAGAGAGCGCUGGGUGCUACCAGUGGUGUUGAGAUUGCCAAGUAAAAACCAGGUGUAUCUCCUAGUUCCUCGAUAGUUGCGAUAUAGACAGGGAAUAAACCAUUAGAUCGAAAAAUAGUGUAAAAAUAGGACAUGUCUCAGUAUAUCUUUCUACCAGGGUACUUCACUCAUGUAAAAUGACGACACAAUUGAUUUCAGGAC